ACUUGCAACCCCCCACCCCCAGCGGCCACCGCUUCCCCCCUCACUCCCCUCCCCGGCGACGGCGACGGCGACGAGCACCGCAUCCGUCCUCCUCCCAGGCCAUCCGCUCGCCGGCGAUCAUCCAGCUUCCCUUAGGCUUGUGGGGCUCGAAUGAAGGUGGAAGAUUGUUGCCACUGAUCUCCGGUGUAUACUUUGUAGCUCACAUAUGGAGACGGUCAAUGCAGUUGAUGGAUACAAGUUUGCUGACGAGUCUACGAGCGAUGUCCGUGUUUGCUUUAGACGGACCGGUAGCAACGAGCAGCAGCCAGAACGGUUUCCCUGCCACUCGUCCAUCCUCUCCGACAGGAGCAAGUAUUUCGCGGACUUGCUUGGUCGACGCGAUGUUCCUUUUGGUAAUAAUAACUGCAUUGAAGUCGAGUGCCCGAGGGCUGAGUAUGACCAUUAUGUCAAGUUGUUGAAGUUUAUGUAUCUUUCAAGAGAAUCGAUCGAGGAAGAGUUCACCUCUGUUAAGUCAGCUCUUGGCGUUCUUCGAGCAGCGACCUCUCUCAAAUCCGAGUUCAUUGCUGAAACCUGUAUCGGAUACCUUGAAUCUGCCUCCUGGGACGAAAAAGAGGAGGAGGAGAUUUUACAAUUUGCUCAGACCCUGGGUCCAGAAGCUGCUGCACCUUUGUUAGCCCGUUUGCAAGCUCCCAGUGCGAACGCUGUGAAGACUGUUUUCAUCUCCGCUGUACAUUUUGCUACGUCCAUGGAAAUUUCAUCCGCUCCCGUCUUUGAUGACCUCAAGACUGCUGCUCAAGAGCAGAUUGACUUCAUGCUCCAUGAUGGUGAUGAUCCUGCAAUUGUUAUGAUGGAUGAAGAUGUAAGGUCUGUCUUCAGGGAAGGUUUGACAAAGCUUUUGUCAACGCUUAGGACUGGACUAGAUCUCUUGGCCUCAGAGUUUGAUCAAUUGCCUGAACAAGCAGAGCAAAGGAUCCUACAUAGCUUAGUUGACAUUGACUGGAUAACCACUGUCUUGACAAAGAUUGAGUUGAUGAAUGAGUUUGUUUCUGGCUGGUUAGAAAUCUCAGACCAUGUCAUCUCAGUGGUUCAGGACGACAAGUAUAGCUCGGGUCUGUGGGCUGUGAAGAGGAAGCUUAUAGAAGUGACUGGAAAGGCCUUGGAUGCUGUUGGCUAUGGCUCUGUGGUUCUCCCAUCAACAUCCAGAACGCAUCUUGUGAAGACAUGGCUCCCGUACAUCCGAACGACAAAGCGCUUGCUUGAUGGUAAGACAAAAGACGAUGCAUUUCCUCAGAUGGAUGCGAACUUGUGCCAGAACAUUGAGAGUGCAAUCGUUUCGAUGGUUUUAGCAUUGCCUUCGGGUGACCAGUCGGAUAUCCUGUCGGACUGGAUGCAGAAAGCAGACCAGUUCAGAUAUCCUGACCUCACUGAGGCAUUUGAGAUGUGGUGUUACCGCAGCAAAACAGCAAUCAGACGGCUGAAUGGGGCGAUAGAUAAGGCCGGCAACCCUAUCAGCUUGUAAGGCUACCAUUGAUUUAAUUGUAGACUGUAAGAGUGAUAUUAGCCGGUUAUACCAACCAAGUUCUCAUUGUUGGAUGUUGUUGUUGUUGUGGAUGUUGUAAAACAAUCACCCAUGUUCAAUACAGUUCAGUUCUUCUGCA
Molecule: messenger RNA, 1658 nt
Organism: Hordeum vulgare subsp. vulgare (domesticated barley)
Lineage: Eukaryota; Viridiplantae; Streptophyta; Magnoliopsida; Poales; Poaceae
Product: BTB/POZ domain-containing protein At3g05675-like
Exons: 2
Coding region: 206-1519 (437 amino acids)
Molecular function (GO): protein binding
Source: RefSeq, a predicted model, not a curated record